AUGGAACAUGAGUUAGCAAGAAGGACAGAAAGUUUACCUGAUGAAAAAUGCAUGAACAAGACAGUUCUUAGUUUUUGCAUCUGUAUAACCACGCUUUGUAAAUGUCUCUUUUCACAACUGACACGUUCUUUCUCUCUCUACUGUACAGAAAUACACUUGAACCAGAGCAGCCCAACCAGUGAAUUCCCCAGCUAUGGUGAAAAUGGAAAUGAUACCAGUUUACUUGUUUCACCCCUUCUGGUGGCUGGAGUAGUAAUCGGACUUGUGCUAUUUCUAUCCUGUGUUACAAUCAUUGUUGGCAGUCUGCGAAAGGAUGGACGGUUAAGACACCCACAUCUGAGGAGAGAUGCUAUCUAUGCUCCAGAUGGCUUCUCUUAUGGUGGUUCUUUUGGAGAGCUGAGAUCCACCUGCAUGGAAGAGUUUCCCCCAGCUUUUGAUUUUGGUUCCUAUCUGGAUACACUUUCUCAGGUCAACGUCAUGUAUCCCGAUUCACCUCCACGCUAUGAUGAAUGCAUGGGGCCAGGAGCAACACAAAUAUAUAUUCCCACAGAUGAUCCCCCCCCAUAUUCUCUUACGGACCCUUGUCAAAGAAACGAAAUAUCUAUAAACAUUAGUCUGGAAGAGGAAGCAGCAUCUGGGACUACAGGACAGGCUGCAAAUUAUGCACUCAGGCUGCAGGACUUGCAGCAGCCCAUUUCAUCCAUCUCGUUGUCAUCUCUCACUCUGGAGGCUGCUCCGCUGUACGAGACUGUGGUGUGCGAACAGAAUAACGCCAUCCCACUUGUUCCAAUGGAAGUACUGAAAGGUUCUUCCACUGGCUGUCAGACCCUUCUGAACCAAAUCAUGUGA
This is a messenger RNA of Pterocles gutturalis (yellow-throated sandgrouse), 849 nucleotides long. Its product is annotated as protein BEAN1-like. Lineage: Eukaryota; Metazoa; Chordata; Aves; Pterocliformes; Pteroclidae. The coding region runs from base 1 to 849 and encodes 282 amino acids. The transcript has 4 exons. The record is from RefSeq and is a predicted model, not a curated record.